AUGUUCAUCUGCUGCCACUAUACCGAGGAAGCCACGGACUACAUGAGGGCCGAGUCGUCGUCGGCGGAUGUGCCGACGGCGCAUCUCUACGGGCUGCAGGAUUUUGCUUUCCAAGCUUCGAGGGAACUGGCUGCAACGUAUUCCUCGCCCAGGAAUGCCAGCAUACAAGAGUUCCACGGUGGUCACCGCAUUCCCAGCAGUAAUCAGAUAUUUGCCCAGCGGGUAAUGUACCAGUUUAUCACAGGAUUUGGCCGACGAGCCUUGCUACGUCGCCCUCGGGGCGUCGGCAGGGACCUUGACAUUCGCUUCAUUACGGUUCAGGGCCGUCUCGACUUGGGCAUGUUCCUCAACAUGGCCCACGUGGAGAAUCAUGCCAAGCGCCACAAAUGUGCUGAAGACCCAGGCUAUGCUAAUGCCAGGCCAUAG
Messenger RNA from Colletotrichum navitas, 426 nucleotides. RefSeq lists its product as uncharacterized. Bases 1 to 426 code for a protein of 141 amino acids. The record is from RefSeq and is a predicted model, not a curated record. The transcript is spliced from 2 exons. Lineage: Eukaryota; Fungi; Ascomycota; Sordariomycetes; Glomerellales; Glomerellaceae.